CUGUGUCUUCCAUUUUGAAGCCAGAGGGGCAGCAGAUCUGGCGAGGAGUGUUCCUGCAAGAGUGGUAAACCCCGUAUAGAUCUGUGGCCGCGUGGAGGGGUUGUUUAUCCGGGCCGAUCGCAUGGCGGUGGGGCUUCGGGAGGCUCGGCCGCUCCUAGUCCUGUCAUCCAAACAUCCAAGCUCAAAGCUCAAAGCUCAAUUCGAUGGCGGUUCUCAGUUCCCUACUUUAGCUGUCCUGUCGAGUACUUUUACUGGUUCUCCCCCAGAAUCUACGGCCUCUACAUCGGCACCAAUCUCAAAAUGCCUACUUCGCGUUCCUCCAAAGCCUCUCUGGCGUCCCGCCCCACGCUCAACAUCGCCGCCUCGGACGCGAUCGUGCACUUCCAAAGCGUUACGUUGAUCGAUGCCCCGGUACAGGAAGUUUGGGAUGCUCUCGUGGACACCUCGACCUGGCCAUCCUGGAAUAGAUUCGUUCCUCGAGUCACCAUCCGCCAGCAACCCGCGUCCGAUUCUCCCUCAAAUCCCUCCCCCGUCCUCGAAGCGGGGACGCGGAUGACCUUCCACGUCAAUAUGAAGCCAACCUCCCCCCAACCGCAGCCCGAUACAGAUACGAUGCUGAUGGUGGCUGAGCGAGAUGCGCCUAGCGCGAGCAAGAAGCUCGGUCGGAUUGUGUGGGUCAACGAUGCGGCGGCCCAGGGGCGCGUUCUGGCGUCGUUGCUGACGGCAGAAAGAGUCCACGAGGUGUCGGAGGUCGAAGUCCAGGACGAGGAGGGGCAUGUGAAGCGGGUUACGGAAGUGCGCAACUGGGAGGCACAGAUCGGGGUGCUGGCCUAUGUAGUUCGCUGGAUGCUUGGGGCGCGGCUGGACGAAUGCUUUGACCUGUGGGUGCAGGACUUGAAGGAGUACGUUGAGAAGACCGGGGCAAGGGGAUAAUGAGCCAUGCUUCUCGCACCUCGCUUCGGACGGUACAUGCCAUACGAGCUUAACCUUGAUAUUCCUUCCUCCUUGCUGGCCCGACUGCUAGGGAGAUCUGUAUUGCUGCAUAGUUUUACCCCGUAAUGAAAUCGCCAAUCUCACACACACACUCUCUCUUCCCCCCGGAAUCGAUUCGCAGACGGAGAGACCACGAACUUCCGAGGCCAGCCCCGUGCGCUCUUGGCACCGGAUUUCGCGGGAGUGCUACCAGUUGGACAAUUGGACAGGUCACAACCCGAAAGAUUCGACGACGGCAGUGGAUCUGGAAGCAAAGUGUUGGGACUGGGAGUCGGGGGUGCCCGAGG
Aspergillus heteromorphus CBS 117.55 is the source of this 1280-nucleotide messenger RNA. Its product is annotated as SRPBCC domain-containing protein. Lineage: Eukaryota; Fungi; Ascomycota; Eurotiomycetes; Eurotiales; Aspergillaceae. The transcript has a single exon. The record is from RefSeq and is a predicted model, not a curated record. Bases 301 to 933 code for a protein of 210 amino acids.